Molecule: messenger RNA, 2429 nt
Organism: Pseudoliparis swirei
Lineage: Eukaryota; Metazoa; Chordata; Actinopteri; Perciformes; Liparidae
Product: glutamic acid-rich protein-like
Exons: 3
Coding region: 390-890 (166 amino acids)
Source: RefSeq, a predicted model, not a curated record
GUUUUAUUUUGUAGUUUACGAACCAAGUCUGCAAAGAAAUCCACAUCUCAGGCUCUUAUUUUGAAGGUGCCUCCGCCAGCUGCCCGGAUGUGCCUCCAUUCCAAGCUCCCGUCGGCAGCAGCAGCGUCUCUUCGUCACUGCGGUGGUAAAGUGUCAGUUAGCUCCUUCAGUCCUGACCCAGCAGAGUCUCUGUAUGUCUGGAUAAACCUCUGAAUGGACUUCUAGAGGUUCUCCUUUGGUUCUGGAUGUUGUUCCUCGGACUCAUCUCCCGCUACAAAGACAUUGAAGUUAGCUUAGCAUGCUAACAGCGCUAGUCCCAGUUUAAAGGAGAGGAAACGGGCUUUGUGACGGACUUUGUGUGGAGAAAACGUUUCUGUCGUUGGGGGGAAAUGUCUAAAGUCCAAAUGCUGAGAUGUUUCGUCAACCAGCGACUCACUGCGGCUGCGCAGGAGAUAUGUGGGCUGUUUGAAAGAACGAUAGCAGAGUACGAGGAGGAACUUUGUAGUUCUCAAGAGGAGAACGAGCGACAACGGAAAUUGCUGGACGCCUUUCUAAAACCGGAAGUCCAGAAACAACGAGCAGAGGACCAGGAGGACCAGGAGGACCCGGACUCCCCCCCAGGCAUUAAGGAGGAGCAGGAGGAGCUGUGGCUUGGUCAGGAGGCCGGUGCCAAGUUCUCCUUCAGCCCUAUGACGAGUGAAGAUGAUGAAGAGGAGGCUCAGUCCUCUCAGCUUCAUCAAAGGCUAACUGAACACAUGGACACAGAUGAGGAUGAAGAGGAUGAAGAGCACUGUGGAGGACCAGAACCAGUACGCCGCCGGCCCCCAGUAUGGGGAGGAAGGUGCAUCCCACUCCGAGCCUUGGUGGAUUCUGGGGCGGAUGCCAACUAACCACCACAAAUCGGUGCCUUUACGGAUCAUUCCCUCCCUUCAUGCCUCACUGGUCUCAGGACAACCUUGGCUUGAACUGCACAAUCCCCACGUCGAUUGGUCUACGGGAUGCGUAGCUAGUUGGAGCGCCUUCAGCCACUCUCACUGAGUCCAGUCGGCCCCAGCUCCCACUGGAUCUGCCGGCACGCCCACUAUCGAGGCCCCGGACCUGACGUUAGUCCCGCCCACUUACCGUGACCUAGAGGUGUUCAGCAACCAGCGGGCCUAAACACCGGCCCACAUCGACCCGAUCACUGGGCCAUCAACCUGCUCCAAGGCGCCCCCUCACCCUCUAGGCGUGUCUUUAAUCCGUCUCGCCCAGAAAGAGAAGCUAUGGAGAGCUUCAUCCACGACUCCCGAGCAGACGGUUUCAUCCGCCCCUCCUCCUCCCCUGUUGGCGCUGGGUUCUUCUUCGUGGGUGUUGUGGCUGGAUUUCUUCCUUUUUGGUCCAUUCUGACUAAUCUCUUAACCUGAUGCUUAUCAACUUGUAUCUCUCUCCUAUCUGACUGUUGGUGAGACGCCACAGGAGACACACACACACACAGACUCACAAGAUACUCACCCUCUGGACCUCAGUAAUCACCCACAGAACACAGAGAUGGUUUAACCCUUUCAUGCAUCAAAACAUAAACUAAAUACAGAAAUAAUAAACUGUCACACGGUGGAGGAACGAUACGCUCCUCCUUCCCCCUGCUGCAGCCAUGCCGUCACUAACUCAUCGAGAGGCCGCAAUCAUGAAGAUGAAUGUCUUCCAAUAUAUUUUUCAUAUUCUAGUUCCCUUUUGCACAAUAAGCAUGAUUCAGAAAUUAAAUUAUUAAUAUUCCUGAAAUUCCAACUGAGCAAAUGGCAUCCUAACAACCAGCUGUGAGGGCAGCACUCCCACGCUGACCCAGGACCUUUGUUUGGUCCAGUCUGAGACCACAUGUCCUUUGCUCUCUGUAUGUACCUUGUGGAUUGUCUCUUCAGGGCAUCCUUAGACUCUGUACUGCUGCCUCUUCUCUGAGUGGAGAAUUAAAGAUCUCAUCCAUCAUCGCAACAAAUAUGCAGGAAAUAAUCACAGAAACUGCUCCUUGAAAAUAUAACAGAGUUCAUUUAUCUGAACAAUACCGAUCAAAUUAAAUAAUAGUAUAGAUCAAUGAUAAAUAUAUUAUACAAUUACAAGCAAUUCUCAGGGCAUCUAGCAAUAACAAGCUGUCUGUGUGUUAGUUUGAAAAGAAGAAACAAAACCAGAGGAAAACACUCAGAACCGGGCAGACCCUCGCCGUGUAGAACAGUAGUUGUAUCCCACUAAAGAAGUGUGGAGCGAUGACUGAUGUCGCCUGACAUAUUCUUGGUGGAGGAUUUAAACUCGACAAAGCUCAGAGGCGUGGAACGCUCUUACAGAAGCUCCAAGCCCAGAUGGAAGUGAGUCACUGCCCCAAGAGAGGGAGGUAGGUACCUGAAGGGCUUGUUUACAAGUGAGGGAGUGAAAUGAAUGUUUAUCAAAAGCAGAACGUCUAA